Gracilinanus agilis (Agile Gracile Mouse Opossum) is the source of this 1278-nucleotide messenger RNA. RefSeq names its product putative dimethylaniline monooxygenase [N-oxide-forming] 6. Gene Ontology annotation, molecular function: flavin adenine dinucleotide binding; N,N-dimethylaniline monooxygenase activity; NADP binding. The record is from RefSeq and is a predicted model, not a curated record. NCBI's taxonomy places the organism in Eukaryota, Metazoa, Chordata, Mammalia, Didelphimorphia, Didelphidae. The coding region runs from base 1 to 1278 and encodes 425 amino acids. The transcript is spliced from 6 exons.
AUGUUCAAGGAGGAUCAGCACUCUGAUAUGAGAGCUUUUCAGGGCUGCUUAUUCACCCUUGGUGUCUACGUGGCACUCAACUCUCACCUGUGGCUCCAAGAAGCUGUAGAAUCCUUCAGUGGCUGUACCCCAGUAAAUCAUCCUGGCAGAUGGACUCUACCAGGAUUAGCAAAGUUUCAAGGCAACUAUAUCCACAGUCGGGACUAUAAGAGUCCAGAAGCCUUCAAAGGGAAGAGAGUGCUUGUGAUUGGCCUAGGGAAUUCUGGGUCAGAUAUUGCUGUUGAACUCAGCCACACAGCAUCACAGGUCUUUAUCAGCACCAGAAGUGGUUCUUGGCUAAUGAGUCGUGUUUGGGAUGAUGGUUACCCUUGGGACAUGGUGUAUAUAACUCGGUUCAAAAAUUUUCUCUGGAAUCUCCUCCCUAACUUUGUCUCUGAUUGGUUAUAUGUUAGGAGGAUGAACUCACGAUUUAAACAUGAGAACUAUGGCCUGAUGCCUUCCAAUAGGACCUCAAGAAAAGAGCCUGUGUUCAAUGAUGAGCUUCCAGCCCGCAUCAUGUGUGGUGCAGUGUCCAUCAAGCCCCAUGUAAAGGAGUUUACAGAGACUUCUGCGGUGUUUCAGGAUGGGACACAGUUUGGCCCCAUAGACUCUGUCAUCUUCGCAACUGGCUAUGGUUAUGCCUACCCUUUCCUGGAUGACUCGAUUAUCAAAAGCAGAGACAACGAAGUGACACUAUAUAAAGGCAUCUUCCCUCCUCCUCUUGAGAAGCCAACCCUGGCUGUCAUUGGCCUCGUCCAGUCGCUUGGUGCUGCCAUCCCCACGGCUGACCUACAAGCCCGCUGGGCUGCCAAAGUCCUUACAGGUUCUUGUACUUUGCCUUCUUGCAAGGCUAUGAUGGAUGACAUUGAUGAGAAAAUGGGAAAAAAGCUCAAGUGGUUUGGCCAGAGUCAGACAUUACAGACUGAUUACAUCACAUACAUGGAUGAACUCGCCUCCUUUAUAGGAACAAAGCCCAAUAUGUUGUGGCUUUUUCUAACAGACCCCAAACUGGCAGUGGAAGUUUACUUUGGCCCCUGCAGCCCUUACCAAUUUCGUCUGACUGGGCCAGGAAAGUGGGAUGGAGCCAGAAAUGCCAUCUUGACCCAGUGGGACCGGACAAUGAAGCCAUCCAGGACAAGGGCUAUCAGCUGUGCCCAGAGACCACAGCCUUUUCUCCAUUUGCUUAAAAUAUUCUCCUUCUCUGUAUUCCUUCUAGCUAUUGUGCUUGCAUAUCAUUAA